Messenger RNA from Dipodomys ordii (Ord's kangaroo rat), 6491 nucleotides. It is a transcript of the gene Sorl1, whose product is annotated as sortilin-related receptor, L(DLR class) A repeats containing. Gene Ontology annotation, biological process: post-Golgi vesicle-mediated transport; protein targeting to lysosome; protein retention in Golgi apparatus. Gene Ontology annotation, cellular component: Golgi apparatus; membrane. Bases 1 to 6414 code for a protein of 2137 amino acids. The transcript is spliced from 48 exons. The record is from RefSeq and is a predicted model, not a curated record. NCBI's taxonomy places the organism in Eukaryota, Metazoa, Chordata, Mammalia, Rodentia, Heteromyidae. Gene Ontology annotation, molecular function: protein binding.
AUGCCGCUGCCGCCGCCGCCGUUGCUGCUGCUGCUGCUGCAGGCUCUUGGCUUGGAAAAUCAGGACCCUUCACUGGUGGACGGCCGCGGGGACAGCGAGCUGCCCACAGACAGCGUGAGCGUGUCUCUGGAGGCUCACCGGGCGAUCCUGCGCCUUCCCUGCCCGUCCACCUCACGGGGUGCCCUGCCGCUCUUCCAGGUCAGUCUGAAUGACUCCCACAAUCAGAUGGUGGUGCACUGGGCUGGAGAGAAAAGCAACGUGAUUGUGGCACUGGCCCGAGACAGCCUGGCCUUGGCGAGGCCCAAGAGCAGUGACGUGUACGUGUCUUACGACUACGGGAAGUCCUUCAACAAGAUUUCGGAGAAACUCAACUUUGGUGAGGGAAAUAACACGGCAGCUGUCAUCGCCCAGUUCUACCACAGCCCUGCAGACAACAAGAGGUACAUCUUUGCCGACGCUUAUGCCCAGUACCUGUGGAUCACAUUUGACUUCUGCAGCACCAUCCAUGGCUUUUCCAUCCCAUUCCGGGCUGCUGACCUCCUCCUCCAUAGCAAGGCCUCCAACCUUGUCCUGGGCUUCGACCGGUCUCACCCCAACAAGCAGCUAUGGAAGUCGGAUGAUUUCGGUCAGACCUGGAUCAUGAUUCAGGAGCAUGUGAAGUCCUUUGCUUGGGGAAUCGACCCCUAUGACAAGCCAAACACCAUCUACAUUGAACGGCACGAGCCUGCGGGCUACUCCACCGUGCUCCGCAGUACAGACUUCUUCCAGUCCCGGGAAAACCAGGAAGUGGUCCUGGAAGGAGUGAGAGACUUCCAGCUUCGGGACAAGUAUAUGUUUGCUACAAAGGUGGUGCAUCUCCUGGGCAGUCAGCAGCCCUCUUCUGUCCAGCUCUGGGUCUCUUUUGGCCGGAAGCCCAUGCGAGCCGCCCAGUUUGUCACAAGGCAUCCUAUUAAUGAGUAUUACAUUGCGGAUGCCUCUGAGGACCAGGUGUUUGUGUGUGUCAGUCACAGUAACAACCGCACCAACCUGUACAUCUCAGAAGCAGAAGGGCUGAAAUUCUCCCUGUCCCUGGAGAACGUGCUGUAUUACAGCCCGGGAGGGGCUGGCAGCGACAGCUUGGUGAGGUAUUUUGCAAACGAGCCGUUUGCCGACUUUCACCGCGUAGAAGGGCUGCAAGGGGUCUACAUCGCCACGCUCAUCAACGGCUCUAUGAAUGAGGAGAACUUGCGGUCCGUCAUUACCUUUGACAAAGGGGGGACCUGGGAGUUUCUUCAGGCUCCGGCCUUCACAGGAUAUGGAGAGAAAAUCGAUUGCGAGCUUUCCCAGGGCUGUUCCCUGCACCUGGCCCAGCGCCUCAGUCAGCUGCUCAACCUCCAGCUGCGCAGGAUGCCCAUCCUGUCCAAGGAGUCGGCGCCGGGGCUCAUCAUCGCCACCGGGUCAGUGGGAAAGAACUUGGCCAGCAAGACCAACGUGUACAUCUCCAGCAGUGCCGGAGCCAGGUGGCGAGAGGCACUUCCUGGACCUCACUACUAUACGUGGGGAGACCACGGGGGCAUUAUCAUGGCCAUAGCCCAGGGUAUGGAAACCAACGAGCUAAAGUACAGCACCAACGAGGGGGAGACCUGGAAGACGUUCAUCUUCUCCGAGCAGCCCGUGUUCGUGUACGGCCUCCUCACAGAGCCGGGGGAGAAGAGCACUGUCUUCACCAUCUUCGGCUCCAACAAGGAGAACGUCCACAGCUGGCUCAUCCUGCAGGUCAAUGCCACGGACGCCUUGGGGGUUCCCUGCACAGAGAAUGACUACAAGCUGUGGUCCCCGUCGGACGAGCGGGGGAAUGAGUGUCUGCUGGGACACAAGACGGUUUUCAAGCGGAGGACCCCCCACGCCACCUGCUUUAAUGGAGAAGACUUUGACAGGCCCGUGGUCCUGUCCAACUGCUCCUGCACGCGGGAGGACUACGAAUGUGAUUUUGGUUUCAAGCUGAGUGAAGAUUUGUCCUUAGAGGUUUGUGUUCCGGACCCGGAAUUUUCUGGAAGGUCCUACUCCCCUCCCGUGCCUUGUCCUGUGGGCUCCACUUACAGGAGAACGAGAGGCUACCGGAAGAUUUCUGGGGACACGUGCAGUGGAGGAGACGUUGAAGCCCGGCUGGAAGGGGAGCUGGUUCCCUGCCCCCUGGCAGAAGAGAAUGAGUUCAUCCUGUACGCCAUGCGCAAGUCCAUCUACCGCUACGACCUUGCCUCUGGAGCCACGGAGCAGCUGCCGCUCUCGGGGCUGCGCGCGGCUGUGGCCCUGGACUUCGACUACGAGCACAACUGCCUGUACUGGUCUGACCUGGCCCUGGACUCAAUCCAGCGCCUCUGUUUGAACGGGAGUACGGGACAGGAAGUGAUCAUCAACUCCGGCCUGGAGACAGUGGAGGCCCUGGCCUUUGAGCCCCUCAGCCAGUUGCUGUACUGGGUGGAUGCUGGCUUUAAAAAGAUCGAGGUAGCCAAUCCAGAUGGUGACUUUCGACUCACAAUCAUCAAUUCCUCUGUGCUCGACCGGCCCAGGGCUCUGGUCCUCGUGCCCCAAGAGGGCGUGCUGUUCUGGACCGACUGGGGUGAUCUGAAGCCCGGCAUCUAUCGGAGCAACAUGGACGGCUCCGCUGUGCGUCGGCUCGUGUCGGAGGACGUGAAGUGGCCCAACGGCAUCUCGGUGGACGAGCAGUGGAUCUACUGGACCGACGCCUAUCUGGACUGCAUCGAGCGCGCCACCUUCAGCGGCCAGCAGCGCUCGCUCAUCUUGGACAACCUCCCGCACCCCUAUGCCAUCGCUGUCUUCAAGAAUGAGAUCUACUGGGAUGACUGGUCGCAGCUGAGCAUCUUCCGAGCGUCCAAAUACAGCGGCUCCCAGAUAGAGACCCUGGGCAGCCAGCUCACGGGGCUGAUGGACAUAAAGAUUUUCUACAAGGGGAAGAACACGGGAAGCAACGCCUGUGUGCCCAGGCCUUGUAGCCUGCUCUGCCUGCCCAAAGCCAACAACAGCAAAAGCUGCAGGUGUCCAGAGGGCGUGGCGAGCAGCGUGCUCCCGUCUGGGGUCCUCAUGUGUGAGUGUCCUCAGGGUUAUCAGCUGAAGAACAACACCUGCACCAAGGAAGAGAACACCUGUCUUCGCAACCAGUAUCGCUGCAGCAACGGGAACUGUAUCAACAGCAUUUGGUGGUGUGACUUCGACAAUGACUGUGGAGACAUGAGCGAUGAGCGGAACUGCCCUACCACCGUCUGUGACGUGGACACCCAGUUCCGGUGCCAGGAGUCGGGGACCUGCAUCCCACUCUCUUACAAAUGUGAUCUUGAGGAUGACUGUGGAGACAACAGUGACGAGAGGCACUGUGAGAUGCACCAGUGCCGGAGUGAGGAGUACAACUGCAGCUCCGGGAUGUGCAUCCGCUCCUCCUGGGUGUGCGACGGAGACAACGACUGCCGAGACUGGUCUGACGAAGCCAACUGUACCGCUAUGUACCACACCUGCGAGGCCUCCAACUUCCAAUGCCACAACGGGCACUGCGUCCCCCAGCGCUGGGUGUGUGACGGCGAUGCGGACUGCCAGGACGGCUCUGACGAGGACCCAGCCAACUGCGAGAAGAAGUGCAAUGGGUUCCACUGUCCAAACGGAACGUGCAUCCCAUCCAGCAAACAUUGUGACGGUCUGCGUGACUGCUCGGAUGGCUCGGACGAGCAGCACUGUGAGCCCCUGUGCACACGCUUCAUGGACUUCGUGUGCAAGAACCGUCAGCAGUGCCUGUUCCACUCCAUGGUGUGUGAUGGCGUCAUUCAGUGCCGCGACGGCUCGGACGAGGACCCCGCUUUCGCAGGGUGCUCUGAUGGUCGUGGUAUGGCCUUGCUCACGGGGUCCUUGAUCUCUGCAGAAAACCCCACCGAGGCCCCCAGCUGUUCCCGCUACUUCCAGUUCCGCUGCGAGAACGGACACUGCAUCCCCAACCGCUGGAAGUGCGACCGCGAGGAUGACUGUGGGGACUGGUCGGACGAGCGGGACUGUGGAGAUCUGCACGUCCCGCCCUCCCCCACGCCGGGGCCCUCCACCUGUCUGCCCAAUUAUUUCCGCUGCAGCCAUGGGGCCUGUGUGAUGGACACGUGGGUGUGCGAUGGGUACCGGGACUGUGCCGACGGCUCGGACGAGGAAGCCUGCCCCACUGUGGCCAAUGUCACCGCAGCCUCCACCUUCACCCAGCAUGGGCGAUGUGACCGAUUCGAGUUUGAAUGCCACCAGCCAAAGAAGUGUAUCCCCAACUGGAAGCGUUGCGAUGGCCGCCAGGACUGCGAGCGCGGCCAGGACGAGGCCAACUGCCGUGAGUGCUCACAGGCCCUCGCGGUGGUUCUCCUCUCCUCCUCCUCCGGGUGGUGCUCCCUUCCUCCUCCGGAUGAGUUAACCGUGUACAAAGUACAGAAUCUUCAGUGGACAGCCGACUUCUCUGGGGAUGUAACUUUGACCUGGACACGGCCCAAGAAAAUGCCAUCUGCGUCUUGCGUAUAUAAUGUUUACUACAGGGUGGUUGGAGAGAGCAUUUGGAAGACUCUAGAGACCCACAGCAAUAAGACAAACACUGUGCUGAAAGUCCUGAAGCCAGACACCACCUACCACGUGAAGGUCCAAGUGCAGUGUCUCAGCAGGGCGUACAACACCAACGACUUUGUGACCCUCAGGACGCCGGAAGGACUGCCGGAUGCCCCUGGGAACCUCCAGCUGUCGGUUCACAGCGAAGCAGAGGGGGUGAUUGUCUGCCACUGGGCCCCUCCCGUCCACCCGCACGGCUUCAUCCGUGAGUACAUUGUGGAAUACAGCAGGACUGGUUCUAAGAUGUGGGCCUCCCAGAGGGCUGGCAGUAACUCUACAGAAAUCAAGGACUUACUGCCCCACACGUUGUACACCGUCAGGGUGUCUGCAGUGACUAGUCGUGGAAUAGGAAACUGGAGCGAUUCUAAAUCCAUUACCACCAUAAAAGGAAAAGUGAUCCCGCCGCCAGACAUCCACAUCAACAGCUACAGCGAGAAUUCUCUAAGCUUCACCUUGACCAUGGGCGGUGACACCAAGGUGACUGGCUACGUGGUGAAUCUCUUCUGGGCGUUUGACACCCACAAACAAGAGAAGAAAACCUUGAACUUCCCAGGGAGCUCGACGUCACACAAAGUUGGCAAUCUGACGGCUCAUACAUCCUAUGAGAUUUCUGCCUGGGCCAAGACUGACGUGGGCGACAGCCCCCUGGCAUUUGAACAUGUCACAACCAGAGGGGUUCGCCCACCUGCGCCCAGCCUCAAAGCCAAGGCCAUCAAUCAGACUGCGGUGGAGUGUGUCUGGACUGGCCCCAGGAAUGUGGUUUAUGGCAUUUUCUAUGCUACAUCUUUUCUUGACCUCUAUCGAAACCCAAAGGGCUUGACUACUUCGCUGCACAACAAGACGGUCAUUGUUGGUAGGGAUGAGCAGUAUUUGUUUCUGGUCCGAGUGCUGGUGCCGUACCAAGGGCCGUCCUCUGACUACGUCGUGGUGAAGAUGAUUCCAGACAGCAGGCUCCCACCCCGCCACCUGCACCUGAUCCACACAGGCAAAACCUCGGCCAUCAUCAAGUGGGAAUCGCCGUACGACUCCCCCGACCAGGACCUGUUCUAUGCCAUUGCAGUGAAGGAUCUCAUAAGGAAGACGGACAGGAGCUACAAGGUCAGAUCCCACAACAGCACGGUGGAGUAUACCCUCAGCAAGCUGGAGCCGGGGGGGAGGUACCAUGUCGUGGUCCAGCUGGGGAACAUGAGCAAGGACGCCAGCAUCAAAGUCACCACGGCUUUGUUGUCAGCACCUGAUGCCUUAAAAAUCAUAACAGAAAAUGACCACGUUCUUCUGUUUUGGAAAAGUCUAGCUUUAAAGGAAAAGCAGUUUAAUGAAAGCAGGGGUUAUGAGAUACACAUGUUCGACAGCGCCGUGAAUCUCACAGCUUACCUGGGGAAUACUACUGACAAUUUCUUUAAAAUUUCCAACCUGAAGAUGGGUCACAAUUACACAUUCACAGUCCAAGCGCGGUGCCUGGUGGGCAGCCAGCUCUGCGGGGAGCCUGCCGUGCUGCUGUACGAUGAGUUGGGGUCCGGUGGAGCCAUGGCAGCGGUUCAGGACGCCAGGCCGACGGAUGUGGCGGCGGUGGUGGUCCCCAUCUUGUUCCUGAUCCUGCUGAGCCUGGGCGUGGGCUUCGCCAUCCUCUACACGAAGCACCGCAGGCUGCAGAGCAGCUUCACAGCCUUCGCCAACAGCCACUACAGCUCCAGGCUGGGCUCUGCCAUCUUCUCCUCCGGGGAUGACCUGGGGGAGGAUGACGAAGACGCCCCCAUGAUCACAGGCUUUUCAGACGACGUUCCCAUGGUGAUUGCCUGAGCCGCUUUCCUCCCUCCAAACCAAAUGGUGUAAAUAUUUUAUUUGAUAAAGAUAGUCGAUGGUUUAUUUUAAAAGAU